Molecule: messenger RNA, 441 nt
Organism: Linum trigynum
Lineage: Eukaryota; Viridiplantae; Streptophyta; Magnoliopsida; Malpighiales; Linaceae
Source: the annotation of a GenBank genome assembly
AUGGAUGCAAGUGAAAGGAUCGAAUUGGAGAUUGACGAAUUUGGAGUUCCGUGUGGUGGCGAGUCAUCUCUUUUUGCAUCCUUUCUUGGGACGAUUGCAAAGAACAACACCUUGACUCCACUGUCGAUAGAGCAUUGGAAAAGAAGAGAGUUCAAACCAUUUCACAGGCAAAUACUGAAAAUCACCAAGUCAAAGUUUCGGUAUCCUGCCUAUCUGGACAAGUGGAUUUUGCAAGCUGUUAGCCGGAAGUGGGCAGAGUUCAAGUGUGAUCUAAAGAGCAAGCACUUUGGAGUUUGGAAAACAGUGGAGAGUAUUAUGGCUGAGGGACUCCCACAAGGUGUUACCGAUGUAAAUCAGUGGUACACCUUGGUAGCUAGCUGGUUUACAGAGACUUGGCUGAGGGACUUCAUCACCUAUGUUGUUUUUCUGUGUUUCCCCUAG